Grammomys surdaster is the source of this 1876-nucleotide messenger RNA. It is a transcript of the gene Prkab1, whose product is annotated as protein kinase AMP-activated non-catalytic subunit beta 1. The record is from RefSeq and is a predicted model, not a curated record. The transcript is spliced from 7 exons. Gene Ontology annotation, molecular function: protein kinase binding. Lineage: Eukaryota; Metazoa; Chordata; Mammalia; Rodentia; Muridae. Gene Ontology annotation, cellular component: cytoplasm; nucleus; nucleotide-activated protein kinase complex. The coding region runs from base 16 to 828 and encodes 270 amino acids. Gene Ontology annotation, biological process: signal transduction.
CGCAGACCCUCCGCCAUGGGCAACACGAGCAGCGAGCGCGCCGCGCUGGAGCGGCAGGCCGGGCACAAGACGCCGCGGAGGGACAGUUCGGGGGGCUCCAAGGAUGGGGACAGGCCCAAGAUCCUGAUGGACAGCCCCGAAGACGCCGACAUCUUCCACUCCGAGGAAAUCAAGGCUCCAGAGAAGGAGGAAUUCCUGGCCUGGCAGCACGAUCUCGAGGUGAAUGACAAAGCCCCCGCCCAGGCCCGGCCCACCGUGUUCCGAUGGACAGGAGGUGGGAAGGAGGUCUACUUGUCUGGGUCCUUCAACAACUGGAGCAAACUUCCCCUCACGAGGAGCCAAAAUAACUUUGUAGCCAUCCUGGACCUGCCUGAAGGAGAGCAUCAGUACAAGUUCUUCGUGGAUGGGCAAUGGACCCACGAUCCUUCUGAGCCAAUAGUAACCAGCCAGCUUGGCACAGUUAACAACAUCAUUCAAGUGAAGAAAACUGACUUUGAAGUAUUUGAUGCUUUAAUGGUGGAUUCCCAAAAGUGCUCCGAUGUGUCUGAGCUGUCCAGCUCCCCACCAGGACCCUACCACCAGGAGCCUUACAUCUCUAAACCGGAAGAGAGGUUCAAAGCCCCACCCAUCCUCCCACCACACCUGCUGCAGGUCAUCUUGAACAAGGACACUGGUAUCUCUUGUGACCCAGCGCUGCUCCCGGAGCCCAACCACGUCAUGCUGAACCACCUCUAUGCACUCUCGAUCAAGGACGGGGUGAUGGUGCUCAGUGCAACCCACCGCUACAAGAAAAAGUAUGUCACUACCCUCCUCUACAAGCCUAUAUGAGAUGAUGAGAGCCAGCCGUGGACCACAGGGGACAGCGGACAGCGCUGGGCUCUCUGUGUGCAUGUGCAUCCUCACUCACUCUGGGACAUCUCACCCACCCCAGUCUUCCUUGAAGGUUUGUCCAGGCACAGCCAGAAUAGGGAUGGGACGGCCGCCUGCAGCCCCAGCACCGCAGGGCAUGGGGCUUUUGUGCUCGAAGCAUCAUCCCUGCCACCGACCAGAGAUGUCUACAGCCAGACCUGAACCUGGGGAGCAGGGACUGAAGCCACACAAAAGUCCUCAUUGUCUGAAUGCGGGAGGCCGCCGGCCUGUGCCUGCUGAAGCCUGGCUGGGAAGAAAGCAGUGGUCAGUCUUGCCUGUCCUUCCAAAUCAAAGCAGUAGAUUCUAGAUCCUAUGGAAAUUCGAUGUCUGAUCUCCAGAUGCAGCUUUGCAAUCCUCUCCCGACACUGUGUGCACUAAGACCUUUUUAGCCAGAGUGGCGGGCUGUCCACUCCUACUUAAGGCACUAAGUCACCAGGAUGAACUAUAGAUCAUGUGACUACAGUCAGCAAUAAUCGUUCUCAAAACACUUCAAAACCCACUGCCAUGUUCUCCAUUAAGCCGGAUGUUCCUGAGGGCUGGCCACCGUGGACUGACUCCUUAUUUCAAUUGCAAUGUUGGCCAUGUUACCAUGACAACCUGGUUGCAGCACCAACCCUCCUUUAGUUCCAGCAUGUGCUACUCAGCUGGGGACCCAGGUCUCUAGUGAGCAAAGAGGAUCAUGGUGGUUACUGUUGCUUCUUCUCAAAGAGCUUGGACCCCUACAGCAGACUGCUGGGUUUCCAGCAGGGUGAGCACGAAUGAACCUACUCAGUCUGGUUUCCAUGGUGACUUCACAGCUGUGCUCAUUGGUACAGGUUCCUGCCAACAGAGGCAGGCACAAGCUUGGUGGUGUCCAGUGUUCAGUUAAACCUUGAGUUUUGGGGACCUUUUUGUUACUGUUUCAAAACACUGACUUGCUGUCUUCUUGAUGUACAAGUUUCAAUAAAGCUUUGUAAAAAUAACUGGA